This is a messenger RNA of Cynoglossus semilaevis (tongue sole), 1307 nucleotides long. RefSeq names its product lysosomal associated membrane protein 3 (gene lamp3). The transcript is spliced from 7 exons. Bases 339 to 1067 code for a protein of 242 amino acids. Gene Ontology annotation, cellular component: late endosome membrane; plasma membrane; lysosomal membrane. Lineage: Eukaryota; Metazoa; Chordata; Actinopteri; Pleuronectiformes; Cynoglossidae. The record is from RefSeq and is a predicted model, not a curated record. Gene Ontology annotation, biological process: establishment of protein localization to organelle.
CCUUUUUUAUACGGCUGCUUUUAAAAACCCAACAGUGACUUUACAAAUUUGAAGCAAUGACUAAUGACUAUGAUUACAUAUUACACACACACACACUCACACACACACAGUGGCUGUUCUCACCAUACCCAUCAUCAUCAUCAUACAGUUCAACCCCUCCUCCUGCUGUGGCCACUUCCUCUGCUGGAGUGGUUUAAUCGUGUAGGUGUAAAAACAGUUUCACAAUGAACCACCAAACUAGAUCUUUCUUCAUCUUCAAGAUCAUCUGCUAUACUUUUCACUCUCCAGACUUGUUCUUCUUACAUUUGUUUUUUUUUUAAAUUAACUUUUCUUUUGCCAUGAAACUAGGAGGUCACACAGAGGGCUGGUGGAUUUUCUUCUUAGCUGCCACGAUCCCAGGUUUUCAUCUCCAGAGAAUUCACAGCCCUGUCUACCAGUCCAUUCUACAGUCGUUUGAAACACUCCCACCAACAGGGACCUACACACUAAGAAAGGCUGAUGGGACGACCUGCGUUAAAAUCACAAUGGGAGUUCAGUACGUCAUCUAUGAAAAGAAGACCUGGUACUAUAGUUUGGACCCGUCCAGGAUCAGAACAGAUGGUCACUGUGGCAAAGAAGAAGCUGUUCUCUCUUUGACUCUCUCAGACAAUGCUGCUUUUCUGCAGUUCACCAUCGCAAAGGACAAGAAUGUUGUUUACAUCGCUAAACUGACUGCUCACUUGUCUCCUUUUCCUGUGUGCCACGGAUGUGCCAACAAGACUUACUUUGGCUUGUUGGACCACAGCAAAUUGUUUAUAGCAGCUCACGGUGGGACCUUCAAGUGCAAAUCGGAAAAUGUGCUUUUAAUGUCAUCUGAGAUGAAGCUCAGGUUGGUUCCUCUGCAGAUACAGGCCUUUACGCUGCCCACUGGACCUCACGGCAAUGACGUGGAGUGCUUAGCUGACUAUAACAAGCGAAUCACCUCUGUCGCACUGGUGGCCAUUGCAGUUGGAGUGGCCCUGAUGGUGGUGCUCAUAUUCCUGCUCCGCAGAGAUCAUCAGUAUCUUCAAGAAUAUCAGAGAAUAUAAGCCAUUUGUUUCAACAUUUGAGGAACAUUUUAGACUCCAUGACUAUUACCCCAGUGUCAAUUUUUUUCAUCUUUUGAUAUUUCUUCAGGUCAUAUUUCAAGUUUUGCAAAUUUCCUGUCUGCUAGGAUCCCACUCUUACUUCUGAUGCCAUUUAAUAAACGUUUUGUGACAGUGAGAACUGCUGUAGAUCAAACAAAGUGGUGAACUAAUAAAGAUAUGUCCUUCUUUUGUUUAGCAGAA